Molecule: messenger RNA, 937 nt
Organism: Malus domestica (apple)
Lineage: Eukaryota; Viridiplantae; Streptophyta; Magnoliopsida; Rosales; Rosaceae
Product: stigma-specific STIG1-like protein 1
Source: RefSeq, a predicted model, not a curated record
UACAAUUCCCACCCCCCCCCCAACAAAACCCCAAAUCUCUCUCUCACCCACACAACCACAAACACACAAACCAAAAACACACAAACACAAAGAAAGAGACAAAGCCAUGGGGGUCAUCAAGAUAAUAUUGGUCAUAGCAACAACCAUGGCUUUGUCUAUCACUCUCAUGACCGUGAAAAGGGUCGGUUAUGGAGAAGCAGAACAAGAAGGAAAAACCCCUUUCACCGACUCGUGGAAAGAGCAACCGGAGGUCGAUGAAAACACCUUGCUACUACCUUCCAAGAGGGUGAGUCGUUUCCUAGCUGAAAAUGAUCUGGUUGACAGAAACCCUAGAGCAGCUGACCAUUGCCACAAAGACAAUGAGGUAUGUGCCUACACGCCGCCAGGAUAUAAGAACUCGACGUGUUGCAACAACAAGUGCCUGGACUUGUCCGAGGACAAGAACAACUGUGGUGCAUGCAGGAAGAAGUGCAAGUACACUGAAUCGUGCUGUAGAGGAGAGUGUGUGAACACGAAUUAUGACAAGAGGCAUUGUGGCCAGUGCAACAGUCCCUGCAAGUUUGGGCAGUACUGUGUAUAUGGUCUUUGCAAUUAUGCGUGAUUAAGGUGAUCCAUUAGUACUCCUGAGGUUCGUAAUUUGAUUUGAUUAUGCAAUAAAAAUCACAAUAAAAAAAAUAAGAAUUGGUGGUUCUCAAUUAAUUAUAUACAUUUAUAUAUACAUAGUUUUUUUUUUUUUUUCAAUUAUACCGUCCUCGAAUACUUUCUCUGAAUGUAAUGAUCGAUGUCAUAACUUUAUCUAAGAACUUAUUUUACGAGCUCAGACUUUAAAUCAAUAGUUUUUAUAUUAUAUAGUUACACAUUUUUUGUUUUUUAGAGAUGUAUUGCUAAUUACAGUCAACAUAUGGAGACAACUGUAAAGUUUGCUUCUUGAAUAUAA